This is a messenger RNA of Blepharisma stoltei, 1010 nucleotides long. Lineage: Eukaryota; Ciliophora; Heterotrichea; Heterotrichida; Blepharismidae. The record is from the annotation of a GenBank genome assembly.
AUGUGGAACAUUAUGGGUGCGAACAAACGCUGCACAGAUCGAGAAAUCUUGAGAGAGCAUACCCUACAUCAAAUAAAGAUCCGUAACAUGAGACCUCGUAUAGAUAAUCUUCCCCCAAAAGCAAUGCCUCAUCUCCAAAGUCGAGCCAAGCAAGAACGAAUCAAAAAUGACAGAGGAGCUGUAAUCGAUCAACAAAAUAAGCUUCUCCUCCAAAAAAUGCUUGAGAUUGACAUGAAACCUUCUCCUUUGACUCCAAAUUCCUUACCACCUAAAGGAAUAAAAUGUUGAUGCUGAAAAAAAUAGAAUCCGAGAGUGACACCUCCUAUAGAGCGAUGGACCUCGCGUGAUGGUAGAAAAGUGGGCUCUUCAUGAGUAAAAUAGACCCAUCCCAAUGGAGUCCUGCAAAAAAAGGGUGUUUUAUUUCUCCUUUAAGACUUUCCUGUCCCUACCAGUUGGGUUAGACAGAUUUUGCCUAUCACAUGGUUCUUCUUAUCAGGACAUUAGGACACCUCGCAGACAGUGGCUCUGCCCUAGGGAGCUAAUUCCUUGGACAGGGCGAAUCAGGCCGGAAAUCCAAAAGAGCUUCCUUUUGGAGCCAAGAUGUGUAACGUCUAGUUGCUAUCUCACUUAUAACCGUAUAGCAAUUAAUUUUACCACCAAAAGGUGGACUUCAAAACUUUUCCUUGAAUAAGAAUUCACGAAUUGUCGAGCUUACAAAAAUAACUGAUGAAAACAAAAAAAUAUUGAAAAGACUUCAGACAGCAAAAUCUGUAUAUUCAAUUAAGAAAUGGAAAAGAGAAUUUGAUCAUAGCCAAUAUUUAUCGCUUAAGCUUUCGGAAAAUGCUGGAAGAAUUCCGAGGUCUAUUAGCUUUGAUUUGAUAAAUGUGAAUACCACUACACCUGGCUCAGUGAGGCCUAUCACUGCAGCUGGCUCCCAGAAGUUUGAAUUUAGUAAAGCAAGGCCGUUUACAUCUGAAGGAAAACCCAGAAGUUUAAAUCAGGGAUUAUAA